AUCUUUUAGCUUUUACGUUUAUCUUUGCCUAAUUGGGAUGUAGAAUCCGCCAUAUAUUUAUUAUCAUGAAAAAAAAAAAAGAACAUCUUUAACGUAAAAAUUAUUUUUGAUUGCAAACUGAAAAACUAUUUAAAUAAAGUUGCAGAUAACCAUUUUAAAGUUAAAAUCAUAUCCUUUUCUUAUAGACUAUAUACAUCAUGGAGGAUAUAAAUACGUUAUUAGAAGGGUUAACCUUAGAGAAAACAACUAAUACACCUCGUCAUACCAUCACCUCUCCAGCUCAUCUUCUACCACGAGAGAAGAAACAUAAUCCCCUUCAUAUUUUAAAAACUACCAAAGAUACCCAGGGUAGACCUACAUUCAUCGCUGGUCCUAUGGUGCGAUACUCGAAACUUCCCUUCAGAGAGUUAGUGAGGAAUUUUGGCGUCGAUAUAGCAUAUACGCCUAUGAUCCUUGCUAGGGAAUUUGUUCGUAAUGAGGUUGCAAGAGCCUCUGAUUUCACUAGUAAUGAGAAAGAUAGAAGUGUUAUAGUCCAAGUGGGAUGUAAUAAUAUCGAGGAUUUAUUGAAGUUUGUGGAGAUGAUUCAUCCUUAUGUUGAUGGGAUCGGUAUAAAUUGUGGUUGUCCUAUUAAAGAACAAGUUAGAGAAGGGAUUGGUGCUGCUUUAAUGUCGGAAUCUGACUUAGUGGCAUCAAUGGUUAAAGCCGUUAAGGACAAAUAUGGUGAUUUAGUAUGUUUAGAAACCAAAAUAAGAAUUCAUAAAGAUAUAAAUGAAACCAUAGAAUUUGUUAAAAAAGUGGAAGCUAGUGGAGUUGAUUUCAUAACCGUUCAUGGUCGUACUAAAAAUACUCGAUCAUCACAACCUUGUGAUUUCGAUGCCAUUAAAAUCAUAAAAGAUACCGUCUCUAUCCCAGUAGUGGCUAAUGGUGAUUGUUUCAGUUUAGAAGAUGCUCAUAGAAUAGCAGAAUAUACCGGGGUGGAUGGGGUUAUGUCUGCUAGAGGGGUAUUAACCAAUCCGGCUUUAUUUGCAGGGUAUUCAAAGACUCCAUGGUCUGCUAUAGAAUUAUUUUGGGAUUUAGCUACUAGUUAUGGACUUCCGUUUAGAAUUACUCAACAUCAUCUUUCUGAAAUGUUGGAUAAAGUCCUUCCUCGAAAAUAUCUUAAAGAAAUGAAUGAAACUACUUGUUUAAUCGAUUUAAUUGAUUGGUUUGAUUCAAAUUUUAUCUUAAAGAGAAGAGGUGAUGAGAAUUUCGCUACAUCGGUUGAACCAACUUGGAAAACUCAAAGAAGUAAUACGGCCCAUAUAUAGAAUAUUUAUUAAAUUUAUUUAU
Messenger RNA from Scheffersomyces coipomensis, 1329 nucleotides. It is a transcript of the gene DUS4, whose product is annotated as tRNA dihydrouridine synthase. The transcript has a single exon. The record is from RefSeq and is a predicted model, not a curated record. NCBI's taxonomy places the organism in Eukaryota, Fungi, Ascomycota, Pichiomycetes, Serinales, Debaryomycetaceae. Bases 198 to 1307 code for a protein of 369 amino acids. Gene Ontology annotation, molecular function: flavin adenine dinucleotide binding; tRNA dihydrouridine synthase activity. Gene Ontology annotation, biological process: tRNA processing.